Musca vetustissima is the source of this 923-nucleotide messenger RNA. Its product is annotated as syntaxin-4-like. Gene Ontology annotation, molecular function: SNAP receptor activity; SNARE binding. The transcript has 8 exons. The record is from RefSeq and is a predicted model, not a curated record. Gene Ontology annotation, biological process: intracellular protein transport; vesicle fusion; vesicle-mediated transport. Gene Ontology annotation, cellular component: synaptic vesicle; SNARE complex; membrane. Bases 48 to 923 code for a protein of 291 amino acids. Lineage: Eukaryota; Metazoa; Arthropoda; Insecta; Diptera; Muscidae.
UCCCUCCCGCAUGUACUGAACAGAACGGAACCGAACAGAACAAAAAAAUGGCAAGAGAUCGAUUGCCAGAAUUACUACAGCGUGCCAAAAGCUGCAACAAUAACCUAACCAAUGGUGCCUCAGAACAGCAACGCAAAAGUCUGGAAGCAAUAACAAUGCAACAAAGCACACACGUUGAUGACAUCUUGAAUCCGUAUUCGGAAAUACGCACACAUUUGGCUCAAUUAGCGGCGAAUUUGGAGACUAUGACGCGUAUGGUACAACCGACAGCAAUAAAAAAUGCCGAAAAUGAAAUGGAAGAGCUGCGCAAACAAAACAUUCGUCUGGGCAAUAUUCUAAUGACCAAAUUCCAAGAGUUUCGUGCCAAUCUACCGCCCGAGAAUGACUAUAGCCUGGAGUCGCGCAUGAAGCGUACCCUGUUCUAUGGUCUGCAUCAGAACUACAUCGACAUAUGGCGGAAAAAUGAACAAUUCCUACACAACUAUGAGACUAAACUGAAACAGCAUUUGCAAAUGCAAUCGAAAAUAAUCAAUUGUAAUGCCACAGAGGAGGAAAUCGAAGAGCUGAUUAGCAAUAAAACAACAAAUCUAUUUGUGGGCAAUAUUCUGGAAGAAACUGAAAAGGAACGGAAAACGUUGCGAGAUCUCAUAGAUCGUUUUAGUGAAUUGAAAAAAUUAGAGAAAUCUAUUGAAGAAGUUCACGCCCUAUUCUUGAGAAUACAAUAUUUGGUGCUAGAACAGAGUGAAGUGAUACAACGUGUGGAGUUCCAUGCGCAACAGGCAACUUUAUAUGUGGACAAGGGUGCCGAAGAACUGGAUAAGGCUGAUAAAUUGCAUAAAAAAGCUAGAAAGAAAAAGAUUUUCUUAAUCCUUAUCGCAAUUAUUGUAUUAUUGGUGCUAAUAUUAAUUGGUGUUUUCCUGUGA